AAUUACGGAGCAGAUGAGACAAGGCGUCGCAGAUUUGCUAACGCUUCACAAGGCACCGCGCUGCGAGAGGACAGCAUUUGCUGGUUACUUUGAGGGCCUGUGAAAAAAAGAUUUGCAGCUUUUUUUACUCAGCAUCACUGUACUUUCAGUCCUUUGGCUGGGACCGCAACUUUAUCAUAAUUAAUUCCGGGAUAGGCGGCAGAGAAGUGUCGCUCAUUGUCCCGGGACCAGAGGAGUGAGGACAUUUUUUCGCGACAGUGACCGGGGCCAGCUGAGAGCUGCCCAGCGGCGCCGUUGGAAGUUCACCCUCACCGCGGAGAGGCUUCCGCGGCUGGCUUCCGCGCACUGAUGGACUCGACGUGGUGAAAUUCGGAAUAGCUUAUCUCCCAUCACUUGUCGUCGGUAUCACAGACCAUCAUGUUGCCCUGUGUCAUUUUGGUCAGCGUGUUUUUAAAGGCGAUCCGAUGCCAAGAUUCUCAUCCCUUACAGCCGUCGACCUCCAUUAGCGAGUCUUGCGACUCUUUGUGCUCCUGCGAAGCAAAGGACGGUAUCCUCUACAUUAACUGCGAGCAGAGAAACCUCAGCAGCAUCUCCCAAAUUAAAAUCCCUUCAGAUGUGCCCUUCCACCUAAACCUUUAUAAAAAUGACUUAGUUGAGCUUCGCACUGAGGAAAUGGAAGGGCUCAAAAAUGCCCUUUCGUUGCACAUCGGAGGUAAUAGCAUACAAGAAUUAGAACCAGGAGUUUUUAGCACUCUUGGUUCUUUGAAAAAACUCCACAUCAAUAGAAAUUUCCUUGUCACACUCAAAGAGGACACUUUUCAAGGCCUGGUGAAUUUGGAGUUUCUCCAAGCCGACACAAAUUUCAUUCGGGUCAUCGAGCCUGGAGCCUUUAACAAACUGAUCCGCCUCAAGGUCCUAAUCCUCAAUGAUAAUUCCAUGGAGUUUUUACCAAACAACAUUUUCCGUUUUGUGCCUCUCACCCACCUGGACCUACGUGGCAAUAAGCUCCAGACUCUGCCUUAUGUUGGCUUUCUAGAGCACAUUGGUCGGAUUAUGGAACUACUAUUGGAGGACAAUGACUGGGUGUGUGACUGUGAAAUUUUGCAUUUAAAAAUCUGGAUGGAGAACAUGAGGGGCCAAUCUGCAAUUGGAGAGGUGAUCUGCAACUCACCACACAAUCUCAAGGGCACCAUCUUAGCUAAAGUAAAGCGGGAAAUUCUCUGUCCAUCCCACGCAGAUAUCAAUUUAGAGGAACCCUCUAAGUCAUUGGAUAUGGUUGUUACGCCCUCAUCCAAGGGGGCGCAGAUUCCCAAGUUAACUGAUGCCAAAGACGACGCCAAGGAACCAACACCGUCUCACGUUCCGGGUAGUCCUUGUGUAGAGCAUUGUUCUUGCCACAAUCACCCUGUGGCAGGGUUUUUGAUGCAUUGUCAAGAUAGAGGAAUUCAAAAGGUUUCAGAUAUCGGAAUACUUCAGCAAAGCCCCACUAAAAUGGUCAUGACAGGAAAUAUGAUUCAGAGACUGUACAGGUAUGAUUUUGUUACAUAUGAUGGGCUGGAAUUGCUCAAUUUGGCAAAUAAUAGGAUUGAUUAUAUUGACAAUGAGACAUUCCUCAGCUUAAGCAGUUUGAGGAAACUGCAUUUGAACGGUAACCGAAUUGAAAAACUUUACCCCACAAUGUUUGUGGGUCUCCACAACCUCGAAUUCUUGUAUCUGGAAUAUAACCUUAUCAAGGACAUUGCUCCAGGCACAUUUAAUCCCCUGCCAAACCUUAAUCUGUUAUCAUUAAACAACAACCUGCUCAGCUCUCUUCCUGCACAGAUAUUUCGCAAUGCACCCCUCACCAAAUUAAAUCUGAGGAAAAAUCUGUUUAUGCACCUGCCAGUGAGCAACGUGCUUGAUCAACUCGACUCAUUAGAGCAGAUUUAUUUUGAGGACAACCCGUGGGACUGCAGCUGUGACUUGUUCAGCCUCAAACAGUGGGUGGAAAAACUGAGAAAAGACACUGUAGUGGGCUCCAUUUUGUGUCACACCCCAAAGAAAGUGAUGCAGGCUGAUCUUAGGAGCUUACGUCACGAAGUGCUCUGCACAGGUUUGGGAACCCACUCUUUGGCUCCAGAUGGAGAGGAAAGCGUGACUGCUACACUGGGCCCCGACGGCUCUGGCAGAGGCUUACUCAGCUCCCUCACAGAAACCGUCCCACUCUCCGUGCUCAUCCUUAGUCUUCUUGUUUUAGUCUUAAUGAUAAUCUUUUGCUCAGCUGGACUGGUUGUUUUUGUUGUGCAUCGGCGGCGCCGCAGAGCAAAAAGAAAAACAGCAGGAGAGCAUCCGAGAGAAAACAGCAGCAACAGCCCCAUACACUUACAUUAUAGCAUGUAUGGGCAGAAAACAACGCACCACACUCUGACACAAAGACCUGGAUCUGCUACCUUGUACGAGGAGAGGUCGCAUAGCCCCAUUGUGCAGAUCUGUCGAAACCCAACGUACUGUUCUCAGCAAAAGGAGCACGACGCAGAUCUGGAUUAUAGCCUAGACCACCCGAGCUCCAAGAAUCAUGUUUGUCGGAGCAUCAUGGAGAAGGAGAACACCUCCCCUCUUACAGGCAAUCCGGGCUCAAAGUUCAAACCAAUGGCAGGGGAGAGCCCGGCUGAGUUUCUUACACUUGGGGACCCUAACUCCUUGUACAGGAAUAUUCUGGAGCGGGAAAAGGAGCUGCAACAGCUAGGAAUUACGGAGUACCUGCGGAAAAACAUGGCCCAGCUUCAGCCUGCUGUAGAAAUGCAAGUCCCACGGCACCAGGAGGAGUUAAAGCUAAUGGAGACAAUUAUGUACUCCCGGCCGCGCAAGGUCAUGCUUGAGCAAACUAAGAAUGAGUACUUUGAACUCAAGGCCAAUUUACAUACUGAGCCAGACUACUUGGAGAUUGUAGAGCAUCAAGCUGCGUAUAACUGAGCUUCGGCAGAACGAGAAAUCAUAUGUGACGUUUUGAUGCAAGUGCCUUGUCCUCUUUGCCCUCUUGUAUUUUCCACAGUGUGAAAUAGCUGUAAUGGGCACGUCACUUUAAGUCUAAUUGUAGCACAGAAUGUAACUGCUCGGUUUAUUUUGUCAUUUGACAGCCACAUUAUGUAGCCACUGGAAGGUGUGACUUUUGGCCAAAUGUAACACAAAGAGGCUAUUUUUUUAACCCAUGCAGUAUCCAUGGCUGCCAAAUGAAUCGAUUAAUAAAGACUCCGCCCUCUGCCAACCCCCACCCAUCCUGUCAGGAUAAAGCAGAUGUUUGGAAAAAUAGUGAAUCUGAAUCACCACUUGACCUAGAAUUGCUGUUUAAUCAGUCUAUCCUCACUCCGGGUUUGACCUGAUUACACCCUCUGUCAGCAUAAGCCAGCUGGAUUGCUGGAACCGGAAUGCUCAUUGUGCCAUGGGCCAGACGGUGUAUGUUGGGUGGGGGGGCUUACAGGUCAGCAAAAUAUCAACUGUACAUCAGAAAAACAGAAGCAUGGGGUUUUGUGCUUUUUCUUGUCAGAGCUUUUAAAUGCAAUCACAGAACAUGUAUUUAUUUUUAUACAAAUGUACAAUAUGAGAUAGAGGGGAAUUCUUUGUCGAAAUGAAUAAAUAUAACACUUAUACAGUACAUAACCAUUGUCUUGUAGAAUGCAUUGCACUGACAGAUGCCACAAUAUGGUGCAUGACAAUCAACUUGACCCUGCUCCAACUCAUUCUUUCAUCCUCAAACCGUGAAAAAUAGCCCCGGUUAUGUAUGAUCUGAACGUAUGUUGGGAACUGGACUGUGUUUGAUUUACCUGAUAAAGCAUUUCCCAUUUGUCAUUGACUGACUAUCCCAACUUGGACAUUGUUCAGGAUUUAUACCCCAAACACCCUCUGUGCCCCUUAUAAACAUCAAUACAGUCCAUGUAAGCACACACUCUGUAGCUUUUCUACCUAAUUAGAUUGAAUUAUUUAUUCUGUACAUCUUGUAAAUAGCCAUGUUGCACUCUAUCUUUUGGUUUUGUGUGCCUUCAGUGCUGUACAAAACAUAAUCAGAAGUUGUAAUUGAUGAACAGAAAAUAAAGAAUACGACAAA
This is a messenger RNA of Doryrhamphus excisus (bluestripe pipefish), 4081 nucleotides long. It is a transcript of the gene slitrk6, whose product is annotated as SLIT and NTRK-like family, member 6. The record is from RefSeq and is a predicted model, not a curated record. NCBI's taxonomy places the organism in Eukaryota, Metazoa, Chordata, Actinopteri, Syngnathiformes, Syngnathidae. Gene Ontology annotation, molecular function: protein binding. Gene Ontology annotation, biological process: axonogenesis; positive regulation of synapse assembly.